This is a messenger RNA of Galeopterus variegatus (Sunda flying lemur), 1875 nucleotides long. Its product is annotated as iron-sulfur protein NUBPL. Bases 33 to 443 code for a protein of 136 amino acids. Lineage: Eukaryota; Metazoa; Chordata; Mammalia; Dermoptera; Cynocephalidae. The record is from RefSeq and is a predicted model, not a curated record. Gene Ontology annotation, cellular component: mitochondrion. Gene Ontology annotation, molecular function: ATP binding; 4 iron, 4 sulfur cluster binding. The transcript is spliced from 5 exons. Gene Ontology annotation, biological process: iron-sulfur cluster assembly; mitochondrial respiratory chain complex I assembly.
AUUGGGGCCAACUGGAUUAUUUAGUUGUUGACAUGCCACCAGGAACCGGAGAUGUGCAGUUAUCGGUCUCACAGAAUAUUCCCAUUUCAGGUGCUGUGAUUGUCUCCACACCUCAGGACAUUGCAUUGAUGGACGCUCACAAAGGUGCCGAGAUGUUUCGAAAAGUCAACGUGCCUGUUCUUGGCCUUGUCCAAAACAUGAGUGUUUUCCAGUGUCCAAAAUGUAAACACAAAACUCAUAUUUUUGGUGCUGAUGGUGCAAGGAAACUAGCACAGACCCUUGAUCUUGAUGUUCUAGGAGACAUUCCUUUACACCUUAAUAUAAGGGAAGCUUCAGAUAUAGGCCAGCCAAUUGUGUUUUCACAGCCUGAAAGUGAUGAGGCCAAAGCUUACCUGAGGAUUGCUGUGGAAGUGGUAAGAAGAUUGCCACCACCUCCAGAAUGAUUGCCCAGGUGUCCUGGAAAUUUGCCUGGUACUUGUCACUAGGAGGACCUUUGGAAAUCAGCAGUGUGAUGGUGGAACCUACAGAAGUAAUAGCAAUUGUUUUCUUUAUUUCUGAGGAAAUAAUGUCUUAUUUUCAGAUUUGAUUUGCUAAGUUACGACUCACAAAUAAAAUUUUUAUGUAUUAAUGCUAACUGAUAUAGUUAGGAAUUUUUUUAAAAGCUGAUGUGUACCAACUGCACAGAACUGCAUUUUAUUUUAUUGAACUACUGGAGAAUAGUUUCUUUUGAAGAGUCACGAGCUUGUGAUGUUACAAGCACAGUUUGGGAGAGAACGUGGCACUCUUUUUAGAGUUAGUCAUUUAAAGGAUUUGCCAGAUUUGUGUAUGUGCAUAAGUACGACACCUCCCCACACGGCAGUUUAGUCUGGAUUUAAAUCUUGCCUCUAGUACUAUCUUGGACACAUUCUCAAAAUAGGUGAACUUCAGCUUCUUCACUUGGAUCAGACUCUACCCCAGACUGAAGAAUAUGAAUCUCCAUGAGUGGGGCCUGGACAUGUGUGUUUUUAACAAGAUCAUAAUGAUUUUGAUAAUGAUGGCAAUGAUAAUAAUUACAGCUAACAUUUAUCAAGUGCUUUCAGUGUGUCCUUAUAGUUAAUCUUCAAUUUUUAUGAGUGAGGUACUAUAUUAUCUCUAUUUUACAGAUGAGGAAACUGAGGUAUGGGAAAGUUAAGUGUCUUGCUGAGAGUUAAUAUUUCUAGCAGGUGAUAGAGCUGGGAUUUGGACUUGGGUAGUUGGAUACUGGAUUCCUCCUUCUGUAUACCAAUGUGCAUUUAAUUUCAAAAGAGGGAUAUAGUAUUGAGCAUUUCCUCAAACUUAUUUUGCCAUGAAAUUCAACCCCCCUUUUAGGAGCAUUUCAUGGAGAUAUUUAUAGCAGCUUUAUGUGUAAUAGCCAAAACAACCCAUAUUUUCUUCAAUGGGUAAAUGGUUAAACAAAUCAUGAUACAUCCAUACCCUGAAAUACUACUCAGCAGUAAAAAAUAAGAAACUAUGGAUACAUGCACAACCUGGAUAAAUUCCAGAGAAUUAUGCUGAGUUAAAAAGCCAAUUCCCUAAGUUUAUGUACUAUAGAAUUCCAUUUAUAUACAUUCUUGAAAUGACAAGAUUGUAGAAAUGGAGAACAGAUUAGUGGUAGCUGUGUUAAGGAGGGGGUGGGGACAAGAGGGAAUUGAAUAUGGCUAUACAAGGGCAACAUGAGGGAUCCGUGUGAUGAUGGAAAUGUUCUGUACCAUGACUUUAUCAGUGUCAAUAUCUUGGUUGUGAUAUUGUUCUGUAGUGUUGCAAGAUGUUACUACUGGAGGGAAUUGGAUAAAGGGCAGGGAAUCUCUAUUAUUUCUUACAACUGCAUGUAAAUCUGUAAUUAUCUCAAAAUAAAAA